AUGAUGGGAGUUGUGCUGGUGGAAUUGGGCGGGAUCAAGUCUACAGCUGCGAUUUACAAAACUCUUUCUCCUGUAACAUCGUCCUCAGAAUUAAAGCUGGCUCCUACUCUCUUAUCCGUGUUCACCUCCCGACUGUCAAAAUCGCGGCCUCAGUCCCCACAACCGCCUGGAGCAUCCAUGGGCCAGCAGCCCUCAAAGAAGUCCAAGAAGGCCGGUAAAGACAAGGACAGAGAAUCCCCAGCAGACGGCGCUACGAGCGAAGCCCACCACGACCCCAACGACGACAACACUCCUCAAAGUUCGAUAUCGCGCGCAACAGCCCCCUCAACGGCUCAUAGUUCCGAUUCAAGUUCACUUCCGAACGGAAACCCCUCUAUCAAUGUUUCUGAUCCCGCAGGCUCUACAGUCCCCUCUUCAGCAACCAGUGCGAGGGCCCAUGGUUCACCGUAUCCACCGCAGGCCACAAUUCCCAGUAUCGAAACGGCACAGCUUUCGGAGUCUCUGCCGUCGCCACUACCGUCUCCAAUGACCGCAUCUUUGCCUUUAGAUAUCCCCGUCACCCAAACCAUUCUUUCCAAUGGCAAUGCCCUUAGCCCGAGCUCAAUGACUAGUAAUGGCAAUGCUCCGACCAGCGAAUCUGUGGGAAAUGGCGGUGCCAAGGACAGGUUGAAGCAAUUCGAUGUCGAUGAUAUGAUUCAACGACUCCUCGAUGUCGGCUACACAGGCAAAGUUAGUAAGUCGCUCUGCCUCAAGAACACGGAAAUUACGGCGAUAUGUCUUGCUGCGCGAGAUGUGUUCCUCAGCCAACCAACACUGGUCGAACUAUCGCCUCCCGUCAAAAUUGUCGGUGACGUGCACGGUCAAUACUCAGACCUCAUUCGUUUGUUUGAGAUGUGUGGCUUCCCUCCCGCCGCCAACUACCUUUUCUUAGGCGACUAUGUUGAUCGCGGAAAACAGAGCCUCGAAACCAUUUUGCUCCUCCUAUGUUAUAAGAUCAAGUAUCCCGAAAACUUCUUCCUCCUCCGGGGUAAUCAUGAGUGUGCUAAUGUCACACGAGUUUAUGGUUUCUACGACGAGUGCAAACGGCGGUGUAAUAUCAAGACAUGGAAAACGUUUAUAGACGUUUUCAAUUGUCUCCCUAUUGCUGCUAUUGUCGCAUCCAAGAUAUUUUGUGUUCAUGGCGGUCUCUCGCCUUCUCUACAUUCUAUGGAAGAUAUCAAGCGCAUCCAACGACCGACUGACGUGCCAGAUUACGGGCUCCUCAAUGAUCUACUUUGGUCGGAUCCUUCUGAUACGGCAUUGGACUGGGAAGACAAUGAAAGAGGCGUUAGUUAUUGCUUUGGCAAAGCUAUCAUUAAUGAGUUUUUGGUGCGGUAUGACAUGGAUCUCAUAUGUCGAGCCCAUAUGGUUGUAGAAGAUGGGUACGAGUUUUGGAACGACCGUACUUUAGUGACAGUAUUCAGUGCACCCAACUACUGUGGUGAAUUUGACAAUUACGGUGCUUGUAUGAGUGUUUCCGAGGAUCUGCUCUGUGCUUUCGAGCUUCUCAAGCCUUUAGAUGGUGCCGCACUGAGGAAGGAAAUGACCAAAGCCAAGCGGAAAAGCGUAAUGACCACUGCCUGA
Psilocybe cubensis is the source of this 1623-nucleotide messenger RNA. RefSeq lists its product as uncharacterized. Gene Ontology annotation, molecular function: protein serine/threonine phosphatase activity. The record is from RefSeq and is a predicted model, not a curated record. Lineage: Eukaryota; Fungi; Basidiomycota; Agaricomycetes; Agaricales; Agrocybaceae. Bases 1 to 1623 code for a protein of 540 amino acids. The transcript is spliced from 6 exons. Gene Ontology annotation, cellular component: cytoplasm; nucleus.